AUGGAGCAGGUGGGAAUGCCCAAGAUUCACACCUGCACCACGCCAAGCACCUCUCGAUCUCCAAUUUCUAGACGAGAUUAUGACAUUGCCGAAGAGGAAAAUGCGGCAGACGAAAAUGGGCGGGGGGCGCUCGAUGAUGAUGAUGAUGAUGAUGGAGGCCUAGAACACGACGACCUUGAAGUCCUCGAGCUUCACCAUUUGCACCACGAGCAGGACGGCGAUUCGGACCCCACGGCUCGAUACCUGAGGGCAGACGAUGACGAAGUCGAUGUUCGAGCUCUCGCCCAUGUCUACGCCAACGCCGACGACGAAGGAGAAGGGUACACUGUAGAACAACUCAGCCGAGACGAAGACACCUCUUCGUCGCAAGAAUCGAACCUCGACCUUGCGCGUAGCGGCCCCAUUCCCAUCAACGUUCGUGACCAAUUCGACGACAGCGUGGAUGACGACGACGGCCUGCAGCUCUGCAAUACCUCCUACGAGGCCGAGGUAGAAGAAGACGAAGACGAAGACAAGAACGUAUCAGCCUUCAUCUCUCCAGACGCUUCAGAAGCUGCCCGCCAAGAUGAAACCGCAGCAGAAGAUGAGGGUGGAAGCCGCGGCGAGACGACGCGUAGCAUCAUGGCCCGCCUCGCCAUCAAGCUGGGCAAGCAGCCCGACGACGUCCUCCCCUUCACCCUCCAGCUCGAGAAGGAGUGGCUCCUGACCCGCCAGCAGCUGCGCACGACCCUCGCCAGCGACGACGACGCCGUCUUCCACCGCCUCCAGUUCCCGCUGGGCCUCGUCUUCGCGCUCAAGGAGGAGCUGGGCAUCACCGAGGGCGACGUGCCCAACAUGCUCAAGUACAAGGUGCUCAAGAAGCAGAUCGAGCAGAAGCAACUUCGCGCUGGCAGCGGCAACGGCGGCGGCGCCGGCGGCGACACGGUGGACAAGGACGGCAGCCCGGGCGGCGGACGCCCGGGCGGCAGCGUGGCGGGCCGCAAGCGCAAGCGGCUCACGGUGGCGGACUGGCGGGAGAAGGUGGAGCGAUUCGCGCUGGACACCCAGCACGCCCCGAGUCCCUUCCGUGCCACCUCCAUCUUCCAAGUGGAGUGUUUCUGUUGCGGCUAUGCCGUCAACAUGAACAAACCAGGCCAAUUGUAUUAUUUGAGGAGGCACGUGGAGGGCGUGCGGCCGGACAUACGGAUGAGCAAUCACACCAAGAACUAUCGGCGCUGGCAGAGACAAUACCAGGCGGGCGUCAACAUGGACGAGCUGCCGCCACUGCCACGAGAGCCGAAGAAGCAACGAACAGCACAGAGUACCGCGGGCAACGAGGAGGCCAACGAUGAGGGGCUGGAGCGGGCCGAGUUCAGCGCCGGCGCUGACGAGGAGGAGCACAGCGAACGCGAGACCUCACCCACGUCCUCCUCGUCGUCGAUCCCCACCUACGCCCCCGCUGCGCACCCGGAGCCCGGCGAUGGCCACGGCUCCCCGGGGAGCGCCGUCCCCUCUGGUGCCGAGCUCGACCUGGUCGACCUGGCUCACCUCCAGCACCACGGCGACCACCACCAGCCGCUUCCGCCGCAUCGUCACCAUCUCACGCAGGUGGCGAUGGAGCACAACCCGCACUCGUUCCACAACACGAUCAUCUCGGCGCCGCUGCCGUCGCUAGUGACCCACGCCGCGCCGCACUCCAUGAGCCACCUGCUCUCGCCGCACCAUCAGCACCACCUCAACUCCUCGCCGCCCCAGCCCGCGCUCUUGCCUCUUCUCCACAACCUCCAGCCGCACCAACAUCAACAUCACCAGCAUCACCAGCAUCAACGUCAUCCGCCUCAGCAUCAUCACCACCACCAGCUCCUCCACAGCGACAUGGCCGUCAUCAUGAGCGCUGGCAACGGCUACUCCUUGCCACCACUCCUCUCCACUACACAACAUCAUCACCACCACCAACAGCCACACCACCAGCCCCCACUGGACAAGGACUCCUCGUUGUAG
Acanthamoeba castellanii str. Neff is the source of this 1980-nucleotide messenger RNA. RefSeq lists its product as uncharacterized. The transcript has 3 exons. Bases 1 to 1980 code for a protein of 659 amino acids. Lineage: Eukaryota; Discosea; Longamoebia; Acanthamoebidae. The record is from RefSeq and is a predicted model, not a curated record.